Enterobius vermicularis (human pinworm) is the source of this 1215-nucleotide messenger RNA. The record is from the annotation of a GenBank genome assembly. NCBI's taxonomy places the organism in Eukaryota, Metazoa, Nematoda, Chromadorea, Rhabditida, Oxyuridae.
AUGCUCAAAGAAUUGUGCUUUUUAGGGCGAAAUUUAUGCGAAGAACAAAAACACUUCAAAUGUUUAACAACACUGAACUGCGUUUUAUUAGACUGGGUUAACGAUGGUAACGAUGACUGCGGUGAUAAUUCGGAUGAAGAUCCGUGUUCUACAGGACCGACUACGUGUGAAGAAAAAAACAAAACUAUGGCUGUCGAUCAUCCUCUUUCGUUCAUCACAGUGCAUUAUAAUCACAAGCAUGAUGGAAAAUGUAUUCAUGGUGAAUUUCAAUGCUUGAAUGGCGAAGAAUGUAUACCUGUCUACAUGGUUUUUGAUGGGGUCGAGCAGUGCUCAGAUGGAAGCGACGAAAAUUACUGCAAGCUACCAGAAAUUUCAAACUGUGUAGAAAUAAAUCGUCCGUGCAGCUUUAAUCCAACAAUUGCUGCAUUUACCUUACCACAAUACGCCUUUGACUGUGCAGACUUACAGAUGCAGUAUCCGAGAAUUCCAUCUGGUAAAUAUACUGUUUAUGACUGUACCUGUCCAGAACCAAAAUUAUGCAAAACCACCGUUAUAUGUGAUAUGGAAACUUUGGGAGGAGGUUGGACGAAGGUUAUGGAUUUGAGUGUACAAGGUGUACUGGGCAGCAACAAUACAAUACUGUCGUUUCGGAAAUGCGCUGUUUUCCGCGAAAUGAAUCACAAGAUGUUACAGGUUUUAAUGCAACGCCUCAAUUCCACAAUUCCAUUUGAUCAAACAAGAGACAGCUAUGAGAAGGGAUUCUGGAUUAAUGAGGAUAAUUUUUGGAUUGGGUUAGAACAGAUGGCCACGUUAACAAACCGAUGUUUAAAUGAAUUCCUUGUGAAAGUUAGAAGCUCCGUGAACAAUAAAAUUAUCAUCACUCGAUACUCUGAAGUAGUUGUUUGCAACAAAGCCACCGGCUAUCGCCUCAAUCUUGGAACAUUAAUUUAUACCAACCAACUGAUUACAUAUGACGAACUUAAUGGUAGCAGAAUGAAGCCAUUCGCAUUAGGUAGCGAAUUAAAUUGUACCAUCAAAGAAUGGGGCUGGUGGACAUCGACAUGUGAUCUCCGAGGUGUUCUAACCAGUUUGAAUACUGCCCGUGAUGACUAUAGCGGAAUGAUUUGGCAUGGUCAACGAAUUUCAGCAGUUCAGAUGCUUAUUCGUAACAAAGCUUAUAUACCUCCGCUUAAAUCAGUUGUUUAUUUCUAUUAA